ACAUUGAUAUCUCCGUUAUUGCGCGUCGCAUUACUUGAGUAUCGAGAGUAGUGAGAGUGUGAUCGCAAUUCAAAAAAUAAAAAAUGGAAGACCGUAGUCUGCAAGAAAUAUUGAUAAUUUUUGCUGGAGCUCUACUUGUUUUUUAUUACUGGUCAACUUCAACUUACAGUCACUGGAAGCGCUUGGGAAUUCCAGGACCAAAACCCGCGCCACUGGUCGGAAACAUGGGCCCGUUUUUUUUUGGUAAAAAAUCUAUAAAUGAGUUGAUAAAUGAACUGUACGAAAAGUGGAAAAAAGAAAAAUUCUUUGGAAUUUACAAUGCGCGAUCGCCAGUUCUCAUGAUCACUGAUCCUGAGUUAGUACGUCAUGUUUUGAUAAAAGACUUUAACGUUUUUCCUGGACGCGGGACCAAGGUUAAUGAUGACGACCCUUUAGGACAGCAUUUGGUCAGCCUGGAAGGUCAUAAGUGGAAAGUUAUGAGGGCUAAAUUAACACCAAUAUUUACUACGGGUAAACUGAAGCUUAUGGUUGACUUGAUGAUCGAGUGCGCGGAUCACUUUGAAAAGUAUCUUCAGAAUCAGAUUGGCAAAGGUAAAGUACUCGAGUGCCGUGAGAUAACAGCUAAAUUUACUACAGAUGUCAUUGGCUCUUGCGCAUUCGGUAUAAAUAUGAAUGCACUUGAAAAUGAAGACAGUGCAUUUAGAAUAGUAGGAAGAAAAAUAUUUGAAUCGUCUGUUUAUAAUAUGAUUAGGCGAUUGCUGUUUGAUUUCUCGCCUAGACUAUUGAAGCUUCUCAACCUCAUAAAGUCACGGAAAAAUCACACUGAUUUCUUCGUAAAUUCUAUCCGGGAGACGAUGGAAUUUCGUGAAAAAGAAAAAAUUGUUCGUCAUGAUUUAGUUGACCUCUUGAUGGACAUAAAAAAAAAUCAACAUUCAAUCGAUUUUGAAGUAACCGAAGGACUUUUGACAUCUCAAGCUUUUGUUUUCUUUCUCGCUGGCUUCGAAACUUCUUCAACUACAAUUUCUUUUGCUCUGUAUGAGCUGGCAACGUCACCUGACAUUCAAAAAAAAUUGCGAACUGAAAUCAUUGAAACACUAAAACAACAUGACGGUCAGUUAUCAUACGAAGUUAUCAAUGAGAUGAAAUAUCUACAUAUUGUAGUGCAAGAGACACUGAGAAAAAACCCACCAGUUUCUGUGUUGAGAAGAAAAUCAGUACAGCCUUACAAAUUACCUGGAAGUAACAUAAUUUUGCCUGCUGGUACAUCAGUACAGAUUCCAGUGUACAGUUUACAUUACGAUGAACAGUACUAUCCAAAACCGUCAGUUUUUGACCCAGAAAGAUUUAAUAAAAACGAAACGAAACCUCCCCAAAUUUAUUUGCCAUUCGGGGACGGGCCCAAAAAUUGCAUCGGCGCAAGAUUUGCUGCCUAUCAGUCAAAAUUAGGACUUGUGACAAUUAUAAGAAACUUCAAUGUGACCCCUUCAAAGUCAACAAAAGUACCAUACAAAAUUGACAAGACCGCCAUCAUCUUAUCAGCUGCCGGCGGAAUAAAUCUUAAAUUUGAACCUCUUAUUUAAUUAAAUUCAAAUAUUAAUUAUCAAACCCUGUAUUAUUAUAAAAUUAUUUAAAAAAAAAAAGAAGUUCCACAUCUACUCCGACCUGGAGUUAAUUUCACUCCAGAGAAAAUUAAAUGAAUAAAAAAUCCUCUCCGGUUUUGAUCCGCAUUUACUCCAAAAUUUUUACGCCGUAUUUACUCACUAAAUAUAUCAAAUAUUGUACAUAAUGUUGUCAUUAAAAGUAAAUCAUGUCACAUGAAUAAUUAAAAUGCAAAGCAUACACAGGUAAAUUCUACCAAGAGUUCCAAGCAGGUCAAGCAAUCAUUUACCUUCAGGAUUAACCCAGUACCCAAACCCUACUAGAACCCACUAGUGGGC
This is a messenger RNA of Microplitis demolitor, 1937 nucleotides long. RefSeq names its product cytochrome P450 6k1-like. The coding region runs from base 84 to 1580 and encodes 498 amino acids. The transcript is spliced from 3 exons. Gene Ontology annotation, molecular function: iron ion binding; heme binding; monooxygenase activity. The record is from RefSeq and is a predicted model, not a curated record. Lineage: Eukaryota; Metazoa; Arthropoda; Insecta; Hymenoptera; Braconidae.